This is a messenger RNA of Cinara cedri, 17222 nucleotides long. NCBI's taxonomy places the organism in Eukaryota, Metazoa, Arthropoda, Insecta, Hemiptera, Aphididae. The record is from the annotation of a GenBank genome assembly.
CAAACAGUGCAGUAUUAAACAGGAAUUAAAAGGAACAUGAUAUAUUUUGAUGUAAAAUGGUUUUUUGUAGUGUUAGAUGUGGUUUUUAUUAUUUUCCUGUGCGGCGAACACGCCAAUUGCAUGGAACCGAUAAAAUGUAGUAAAGAUGAUCGUUCCUCGAAAGUAGCAUCUGUGGUGUUGAAACACUGUUGCGUCGGUGAGUACUUUACAAUGAAACGUCAAAGGAAUAUAAAUUACAAUAUUUUUUAGGUAUAGUUUUAUCGAGUUUUCCUUGAUAAUAGAAACUAUUGUACUGUAUACGUCUAUUAUACAUUUAUAUAUGUGCAGGUGUCCUACGAAUAUAUAUCCAUUGCAAUAUCUCUGAAAGAAUUAACUUUUUUCGUAAUUUUUUUUUUUCUAUGACAGUUUUAGAAACUGAAAUUUUUGAAAUGUUACAUUGCCAUUAUAUUUUGUCACUUUUAUUUUUGGGUGUAAAACGACUACCUAUUUUUAAUUUGCAAAAACCAACCUAUAUUAAAAAUCCCAUAAAUAGAUAGAAUAGAACACAUUUUUGAUUUCCUUCAACCAGUUGACCAGAUAUUCCAAUUUUAAUAGUUUGAGUAGAGAAUGAGAACCGGUUAUUCCGAUAUUUUCGGUAAAAUCAGAAAAAGAUGAAAUAUGAAAAUUGUUAAAUUUACGACAUUAUGAUUCCUUUAUUUUAGGUUUUACGGUUUAUGUUUUCUACUAGAAAUAUUGAUCUAUAGAAAAAUAACAAGAGACCUUUUUUGUUGAAAUUUUAAUGAGUAUUUUAUUUUAUUUUCCGUGUAGUUUUUUUUUUUUAAUUACUAAACAAAAUUGAAAAACAACGUAAAAUGGCGACUUUUUUUACGUAAUUUUUACUCAGUAGGUUCAUUAUAAGUUGUAUUUAAUGGUCAAAAAAAAGUUUAGUGUAAUGUGGCAUUUUUUUUUUAUAUAAAAAUUUUAACGAAAAUAUAACGGCCUUUCAAAUCGAACUUCGUUCCGAAUCGUUUUUCGUUUGUAAUGGUUUAUCGUUACUUACAGGUGUAAAUUAAAUAACUAUGUAUCUUACAUUCUCAAACCUCCCACUUAUAUCAGUGGCACAUCCGUCCCAGUAUUAACUCUUUUUAAAUUUUUUUUUUUUAUGUUUGUAAACAACUUUUUUAAUAGAAAUCUUGCUUUAAUCGAUUUAAUCAAAAAAUAACAUUAGAUAUUUUUGUAGAAUUUUAGGUUUAGUUGGUGCAUUGGAGUAUUUUGGUCCGACUUGUCGACAUCUGAUUAGUUGACUAUACGUUUUACCGACGCGUAAACUGAUAUCUGUAACAAUUAAAAAAGUUCCAAUUUGCUGACAGACCACAGACGUGGUUUCUUAAAAUACAAAUACAGUUUUUAUAUGGUAAUCUAGAAUAUUACAGUAUACUAUCAAAAUGUAUAACACAACUUAUAAUGAAAAGAUUAAGCAUUCUGUUUGGUCAAUCAAUUAUAUCCACAUGUUGCCUACCAAAUAAAAACUACAUAAAAAAACUAGUUAACAUAAAAUACAUAUGAAUAUCUUUAUUUAACUUUAACUAACAUUUAUUUUGCCAUGUUUUAAAAAGGAAAAUAUGUUUUUUGUGAAAACUUCAAGUCUUUACGAAUACUUUUAACCGAAUUACAACGAAAAAAAAAUGAAAAAAAUGAAACCAUAAUUUCUGUAAAGUCUUGUUUUUUUUACUUUUUUCCCCAGUUUUUCCCAAAUAGUAUGCAAACUGCUUAGAGAAUCGAAAAAAAGAAGAUUAACCAACUAACCAACUACAUUAAAAAUGCAAUUAAAAGAUGUUUUAUCGAUUUUUUUUUGGAGCAAUAUUUCUGGUAGAAAAUAUAAUGCGUACAAAUUAAUAAUAAUGAAAUCGAUAACGCUACGGUGCACCCUAAAUAUUUGUACGUUUUUCCUAUACCUACGUUUUUUCCAAUUAUUUUUAAAAUAUUUUAUUUUAUUUAGAAAAUCAAAGUGAUCUCAAUGUUAAUUUAGCAACUAGAUCCGAAAAUAUAACAAAAAAAGUAUUUUGUCAUUUUAGUUGCUCACAGACACACACAAAAAAAAAAAAAAUCACUUCUGUUCGGAUUCUAAAACAGAAAAACAACAGAAUGCAGUUUAUAUAAUAUAUUAUAUUAUGCUGUCGGUAUCAAAUCCAUUAUCUUUCAUAGCAUUCAUAACAAAUACCUAACACAACACACUAAACAAAGAGGUCAGUAAAUAAUAAAUGUUGUAAGCUUUCGUUGUAUUUUAAAAUUGUGUAUAUUAUUAUUCGUGUUAACAAAGUACUGGCAAUAUUGAUUUUCUUCAUUUCUCAUCGAUCAAUAUAUGGUAUAAUAGCAUGAUAAAGAUAAUACAUUUUUAUAAAAGCAAUAUAGAAUGCUGGCAUACCUUUUUAUUUUUUGCAUGAUUUUACUAUGAGCGUUUGUUUCAUUAGUCACCGUAAGCAAUUAUAAAUGUGAUAAUCUUUAUUUUUGGUUUUUGUUUUUUAUUAGGCAUUUGGUUUAUUUCAUUGUUGUUUUCGAAAAAAAAUAUCAUGUCCAUUGUAACAGUGAUAAUAUAGCACAUAAUAUAGUCAUAUGUUUGUAAUAAUACUUCACACGAUUUUACUAUUGUACGAAAAGUUAUUAAUUUUAUGAUGUCGCGUUAAGUGUACAACAUUAACUGAGCUGUAGCACGAUUGCCCGUAUCCAGUUAAGUGUCUAUAAAGUUUAAAUAUGGGAGUUUAAACUCCGUUCCCUAACCGGUUUGGUAUAAAUUAUAUUUUAUGAAUGAAACACAUAGCGACUGUAUAUUUUAAACUUGUAUUCAAAUACCUGUUAAUAAUGGUCAUUUAUUGAGUAUAAUUAAUUAAAUAAUUUAAAAUAAAUACAUAUUGUAAAAAAAAAAAAAUUAGUAAACCAAAAAUAAAAUUUAAAAAAUAUCCUGUUUAAAAUAUUUUCCAUUAGUCCCGCGAUGUUAGUCGCGUGUCACACAGAGGUUAUUCUAAGUAUUUCUUCCUACUACUCAAAAACCAAAUGCCUCCCUAAAAUAAAUGCCAGUAGCAUAAGUAAUAAGUAGCAUAAAAACCUCUAAAAUUUUAACAAUUUUCGUAUUAUUAUACGAUGAGACAUGGUAUAAUAGAUACACAAUUCGCAACUGAUGUGGAUAUUGUAUUAUUAUUUUUGUAAUUAUCUACACAAUACACAUAUAUAUUGCUAUAGAACUAAAUUUUGUAACUACUUUUUAAUUUUUGAAUAUAUAUUUCGUUCGUACAAAAUUUUAGAGCCUUUUUGCACUUUCGACAUUUUCUUAUAAACGGAGAUAUAGACUUUAGUUUUGGGGUGUUCUUCUACUAGUCCUAAUUAUAAGCCGUCAUAUAGGAUAUUUAUUAUUGAAAGAUCAAAGUGUUUGUAAGGAUAUAGUAAUUUUAAAAAUUGAUACAUUUUUUUUUACUUAUUUUACAUCGGUUUUUUAUAUUCUAAUAACAUAUGACACGUUGCUAUGAAAUAUAAAUAAAGAGUUUUUAAAACUUGAAAAAUGUUCAAGGACUUUUCAUGUAGUCUAAUUUUUUGCAUUGCAUUAUUCCAACGUUUCACAACUAAGAAUUUCGAAACUAGCUGGUGCAUUAAGUAUGAUAUUUUUGAUAUUUUUUUUGUUAUUUUCUUAAUAAUUGGGGAAAAAAAUAGAAAAGUUUACUGAAAUAAUGAUUUCAUUAUUAGAUACGGAUUGUGGCGUUAAUAUGGUGUGUUUUUUUUUGUUUCCAUAGUUUUUUUAAUAAUUACGAAAAAACGGGGAAAAAAAUGUAUAAAAUACGACAAAGUAUACGGCAUUUGAUUUUUGUUGUUGUUAUUCCGUUGAAAAUUAUUGUAGAGACCUGAAAUUUAUACAGAAUAUUUAUAUUGGCCUUUUAUAGACAUAAUAAAAUUUUCAAAAUAUUCUAACUGUUUUUACACUAUUUAUAGAUAUUUGAUAUUUUCAUAUUUUUAUUUGGUAGAUACCUAUUAACCUGUUAAUUAAAAUUAUAUGACUUAGAUAAACGCUUGAAAAUUGAACAAAAGUUACGUCAUAAGUUGUACUUAGUGGUAUAAUAAAUAAAUUUGAGUUUAAUGCGUUAGUUUUUUCAUAAGCGUUUUAAGAUCAAAUUUGGUCGAAAAUUGUAAAAAUUACGGCAUUUAAAAAUGUACCUUAUCGAACUUCGUUCCAAUUUGUUUUUCGUCAGUAGUGGUUUACAGUUGCGUUUAGAUAUAAAUUAAAUAACCUUAUGUAUCCUACCUUCCUAACUUUUCAACUACAACAGUGGUUGCACCCGUUCCCAGUAUCAGCUCUUUUUAAUUUUGUUUAUUUUUAAUUAAAAUAGCUUCUAUUUUUUUAACUUCCCACACGCGUAAUCAGUAUCAGCUUUAUCUUAUUUUAAUAAUAGUUAAAGAGUUUUGCUUAAUUUUAACGUUUUCAAAGUUUUCAUUUGUGUGUGCGUAUGUACCUUAUGGUUUUCAAACGCUUAUUUUGACGGUUUAAAUAAUGCAGCUUAACAACUGCUAUGAAUCUCGAAUCGUGCAGACUACCAUCCUUAUGAUAACAAGUAAUAAUAUCAAGAGCCUGCUGCAACUUUGUAAUAAAAUAUUAUAUAGUGUGUGGUUGUCUUUAGAACAGGCACGCGCACGUUUUGGCGGGAGUUUCGGCGACACUCACAUUGCACACAUGCGCACAGUAACAAGCAGGUACAACACUCUUCUACGGACACGCACACGUCUUUUCGUGACGUAUCUGAAACACAUGCACAUACACACACACACACACACACACGAGUAUCAUCGUGUAUAGUACGUCUUUUACCGCGAUGUGUUGGUAAUACUGUGCACCGGUAAUAUACUAUUAUAAUAAUAUUGUAUAUAGUCUUUAAAUUAUAGUAUCUAUACAAUAAAUGUGUUUUUAGUGACCUCUCAUCGUGUUAUCACAAAUACACACACCCGCCACGUCCCGGACUCCCUGGUACCGCACGCGAAUUAUUGGUCAUGAACUUGACCUGAUUUCGUCGAUUUUGCGGGGACGAUCGGAAAAUAUUGUACUAUACAUAAAAUAUUAUCGUACUCUUAGUUUAUAAUACGUUUAUCCACGACCGGAUCGUGCGCGCGCAGUCGUGACCGUCGUUCCGCAGUCAGAGGUGCGCGAAAUCGAUUACUGCUCUUUAAUUUGCCGACAGCGGAACGGACGAUCAGACCGUCCAGCCCUCGCUCUGCAGUGCGCCUACCGCAUUCACGUGAAUCGUUAUAAUACGUGUUCGAAUAAAGUUGUUGUUUUGUAAUAAAUUGUCGUCGUUCUUGCGAGGCAAACUGGGAACGACGAUCACGCACGCUCCCAUUCCCGGGAUUAUCGAAACGGAAUCCAGUCCGACAACGUUACGAGGUGACUUUGUAUAGCAUUUUUUUUUUUAUUUAAAGGGCGUCUAAUACCUCUGUGAUAUUCUAUGAGAGUAGAACGUCAAACUCUGAAUCUCUGACUUUUCAUCUCUGAAUGUCUGUACCCAAUUGGAACCAGCAAAAAUGGAUUUCCGAGCUUCUGAUGAUCAGUAUUGGAUACUGAGACUAUACGUUGGUCGUCCAUGUACUUGAUCUAAUAAACCUCAGGUUUAUUACACUCUACACUAAAUAUUUUCUGAACAGUUUUUCGAAAUCUUAAUUUGCCGAAUUUAUGAUUUUUUUUUUUAAUUUCAAAAAAGCAAAUGUCCAAACAUAAAUAAAAUCCAUUUGAAAAAAAAUCUAAAAAAUAAACCGAUUCUAACGACAUUUAGUACAACUUUUCGUGUUUAUUUUAGUAUAAAAAUCAAGUUUAAAAUAUUUAAAAUACUAAAACACAUUUUUCUGUGUUGCCCAUUAGAUAGACAGAGACGGUAAAUGCAAGUUCGGUGACCUCUUAAACAUCAUAAACAAAUAAUUGUGAGUUAAAAAUCGUUUUUUUUCUAUCCCGGCUCACGUUCAUUGACCCGCCCAAAGAUUUGUUUAAUUUUUGUGUUCUCGUACUGAAAAAAAUAAAAAUUAUUUUUCACUUGUUUGAAGUUUUAUACAAAAAAAAAAAAAAAAAAACUUAAGGUGCAUAUUGUGAUAGAUACAUAUUAUAUGUUAUGUUUUAUGUACCCAUCACGAGAUCCGAGUACAUAUUGUUGAGAAUAGAUAUAAUAGAUAAUAUUUAUUUAUUGAGAAUAAAAACCACUGAUUGCAUGUGGUCGUAUACACAUAAUAUAUUAUUAUGAUAAGUGUGCUAAUAUAGUAUUUUAAAACAUGUCUUGUUUAACUUACACGUGGGGCACUUGUGGCUUAUUAUGAUUCAAUUGCCGUCUUUUUCAUUUUAUUAUAUAAUAAUUAAUAUAUACUUUUUUUUAUGUAUUCAUGGAAUCUAGGUAAAAUUAUCCGGAUCUAUAAUAUACGAAGAAAAAAUAACUAAGGAAAAAUAUCAAAGUUUAAACGUAUAAUAAUUAAUAAAUAAUCAUUUUAUUCAUAUAAACAUACAUACAUAUAUAUAUAACAAAAGAGAGAUAUUGUUUUGAUAUUUCGACAUUUUUACUGACGAAUGUGAUUUUUAAAUAUUGUAAUUUUGUAUUAUAAAUUAAAUUGUAACUGAGUUGUCAAGAAUUAUAUUGGAUGUAUAUGGAUAUGUAUAAUGUACAUAUGAAUAUGUACAUAUUGUUUAUUAAUUAUUUAUAUACUUUAAUACUUUUUCCUCGUAUAUAUUUUUCACUUCUAUAUUUUUUCCGCCUGGAUAUUUUUUCCUCGGAUGCUAUAGAAACGGAUAUCUUUACCAGUUACCAUAUUCAUGAAAUAAUCGAUGGAAUUUUACAGCGUUCCAUCUAAUUCUCUGCAUAUAUUACUAUAUAUGACACUAUAGUUCUACCUACUAACAUACCAUAAGUGGCGGACAAAGAAUAUUUCGGAGGGGAGGGAUUUAUAAAAUACAAAUUAAUAACGUUAGUUUUUAAUAAUUUUUCGUUAUAUUUAUAUUGGUUCUGUGUUUGAAAUACGAAAUGUCAUAAUUUUUGGGGGGAUAAGGUUUAACUUCCAAAAUCCCCCUAUGUUCGUCCACUGAUUCUUCGUAAGGAUUAAAAACUUAAAAAACCUUAAAAAGGCUUCAAAACAUUUGAGCCAUUUUUGAGCUAUUUAUAGACAUUUUAAUUUUGGGCAUUUUUUCGUAAUUUUAGAUUCUGAGCCUAGUUAAGAAGGUAAUGGUUAUACAAAUAUCUUUUUUUUUGGUUCUGUGAACAACUUUUAUACUAGAAAUCUUGCUCUGAUUUUUAUGUGUAACACCUUUUCUGAAAGGAAAUCGGUGUGGGGAGGUACUUUAAGGAAGUCAAUUUUCGAUUUUCUUAAGAAUUUUCUCAUCAAAUGUGAAAAACAGAAAAAAAAAACUAAAGAAAAGAGGAAAAACUGGAAAAUAUGCGAAAUAUAUUUUUAUAAUAUUACGAUUUUUACAUUGAUAGAAAUUUUUCCAAAAAUAAAUUUCACUGGGGUACUUUAGAGAAAUCGUUUAUCGAUUUUCUCCUUAGUUUUCUCAAUAAAUGUUAAAAACCGAAAAAAAACAUGGGAAAACCAGGAAAAUCGGUACAACAUAAAACAAAUAUUAUUAAAAAAAAAAUAUAUAAAGCCCAUUUUUAAUUAUUUUACUAUAAUAUGGCAUACAUGUUGUUGACAAAACAUCACUAUCAACUGAACUCCGCUCAGAAUUGUUUUUUCGUAAGCAAUGGUUUAUCGUUGCUUAUAGAUAUACAUUAAAUUUCCGCCUACCUUUUCAACUUCUUACCUACAACAGUAGCCGCUCCCAUUUCCAAUAUCAGCUCUUUUUUUUUUAUUAGUAUUUUAAUAUCGAAUUUGCUGAAAAUCGUACAUAUUAGGGCCUGUUAAAACAUGUGUAACCAAAUUGUGUUCAAAAUUAUUUUUCGUUAGUAAUGACUAAUCGUUGUGUACAGAUAUACAUUAAAUUCCUCAUUUCUUACCUAUAGCCAAUGAGGGUAGCCCACCCAUUGUGUGAAGUAUGAUAGUUUUUUUUAUUUUUGCUUUACCAUUGGUUAGUUUAAACUAUAAUAUUACUUUUAAGUGUUACCGCAGUAAUGAUACUAUAGUCUUUAAUUAGUAUUAAUAAAUUAAUUUUGUUUAGCGGUCGUAUGAUCAAAAAACAAUAAAACUGUUGUAGAUAUGUUGCAGUUUGAUUAAUGAAACAAUGCAUGGCCUCACUAUGUUACUAUGUUUGUUAAUAAUUAUUUUUUUGAAUUGGAAGACAGCAAUUAUAAUAGAAAUUAUUAUUUCUGUUUGCAUGAAGCAUGAUAUUAUGCAAAAUUGAAUGAACAACUCCAUAUCUUUAUGCAACUAAUGGCUUGAUGAAAACUGUUUUUUAAGUUAUGUGUCUCAACCAAAGUUGAUGGGUGAAUCAUGGAUUGUAAGUGGUAAAAGUAAUCACGAAUUUGAAGCACGAAUUUAAGGGAGUAAACAGAUAAAUACUAUAGUACUAUAUACUCAUAUUUUUUACUUUUGAAUGUACACCACUGAACCCCCUACUACAUUUAUAACCUUUAGAUAUAACUACAUAAUUCAAGUAACAAUUUGAAAAAAAAUCUUGUAAAGGAGGAGGAGGUGAUCGCCACUUUAUCCCCUUCAAAAACGCUACUAGCUAGUAGUGUAAUUCCAAAAUCAUAGAACUACAGUGAGUUUGAAGUAAUAAUAGAGAAUUAAGUACUAAAUUGUUCGUAAAAGAGGUGCUGGUAGUAAGUAUUUCAAAUUAACUGAGCCUCACACUAACAAAAUUACGUAUAUGUGAUACAAGUGAAUAGUGAUAUAAUAAUUUAAUAACAUAAGAACUAAUUAACACUUUUUUUUUGAUUGGAAUCAAAAUUCAAUGAAAUUCAAAUUUUAGAUUCUGAGUGUAGCGAAUAGGUACAAAAGUUUUACCAGAAAUCUUGCUCUGAAGUAUUAAGUAUAGCACUUUUUCUGAAAAGAAAUUUUUCCUGGGGUGGUACUUUAGGUAGGUCAUUUUUGAUUUUCCCAGAAGUUUUCUCGAUAAAUAAGAAAAAAAAUGGGAAAAUUUAUAAAAUGUAAAAGUAUUAAUAAUAAAAAUAUUAAGACUUUUUUUUCCCAUAAACAACUUUUUACCAGAAAUUUUGUUCCAAUUCAUAAUGAGAACACUUUUUCUGAUAAGAAAUCUCACUGGGGUGGUACUUUAGGGAGAUCAUUAUUUGGUAUGGAAAGUUAAUUUAACGUUUAUAAAAGAUAAUGAUCUCGGUCUUUAUGUAAACAAAUAUUUUAUGCCCAAUUAAAGUUUUUUAGAAGAAACUAUAUGUAAAUUAUAUAAUUAUAAUUAAAUAUAUGGUAAUUUUUUUAGAAUAAAAACUAGUAAAAUUAGACAUUAACCUAUUAUAUUUUUUAAUUGAUUUUUAUACAAAUUAAAUGAUUUUUAUCACAUUUCAGUGUUAUUUUUGUUUAUAUUGUUUUAAAAAUUCGAGCCCUACUAAAAAUAAUUAGCUAUAAUUUUUUACUGUCCUAGCAAAAAAAAAAUAAAAUAAAUUUUGACGAUUAUAGUUCCUUAUAUAGGGUUUAUACAAUAUUUUUUGAAUAAACAUAGUCAACUAUUGGACAAUAGACAAAAUUACAAACAUGAUAAACUAAGAAUGUUAAUUGGGUUUUUUUUAAUAUAGGCAACGAUAUGGCCAGUACCAUACAAGCGCUUUGGCGUGAUGCGGAUGCAGUCUGUUUCGACGUCGAUUCUACGGUUAUUCAGGAAGAAGCAAUUGACGAAGUGGCUAAGUUUUGCAAUAAAGGACCAGAAGUUAAAGAGCUGUAAGGAAAUAAAUACAUAUUAUUAUUACUUAUUCAUAAAAUAUAUUUCAAUAUUUAUUGUAGUUUUAUUAAUGUAUUUUUUGCUAUUUGGUACGAUGACUGUUGACAAUGUUAAUUAUAAAUUAAAGGAGUCAAUGGAAAAAGAAAUUAACUAACUUUUUUAAAAAUGAUAUUAUUUCAUGAAUCGGCCUGUUUCGACGUAUAUACUGAUGUAUACAAAAUCUCUGAACAAAAAAAAAAACAUAUUUAUGGCGCUUUUCGAUUGAUACAGGUGAUGUUAUGUUACGUAUUAUAAUUUUUAGUUUUAAUUUAUAGAUAAAGAUAUUACAGUAUGUCAACGCCAUUUUCAAGUUAGAUUAGUAUAUGUUAACAUCGAUUACUGUUUAUUGUUUUUUUCCUGUGGAUGAAGGCAUUCAAUUUUUCGUUUCAAAUCACCCUUCUGAACAAUUUUAAAAAUGUUAGAAAACACAUUUAUCAUUUGUCCCCUUUAAUUGCUAAUUGUAUAAUAAUAUGGUGUGAUGGUGUGAUGGUGUAGGCAAUUUAAAAUUAAUAAUCAUUAAUUAGGCUAUUUAAAAUUAAUUGUUAGUGAUGUAUGGUGUGAUCUGAACUCUAUAAGAAUGAAUGACUAGUUUGUAAUGUUAUUAUUUUUAAAUUAUGAUUCGUGUGUCCGGAAAACUCGAGAUACGACCGGCACUCGAAUACGACUCGUAGACAUAAACUUGAAAUAGUAACCAAGGUCACGUUUAAACUACAGAUAAAAAAACACAACUAUAGGUUACUAUACAAUAUAUUAGUAAUAACAGUUCUGAUUUCAAUACACUGUGGGGUAUUUCAAUGGUGUUGCAAAUUUUAUUUUAUAAGUUGCUAACAAAUGUAUUUUUUGACAUGAGUGUUUGAAAAAAAUAUUUGAAUAUAAUUUUCUUAUUUUUACGAUCCCAUUAUAGGAAAUGGAAAUAUGAAAUCAGUAUACGGAAAAUUAGAAAUGACAAAUGUGUGCACUGUGUAUAUAUGCAAGUUCUAUACUAGUUUUAGUAAUUAUCCACAUAAUAUACGUACGUAGUUACGUAGGUUAGGUUAGGUACCUGUACAUAUUUUUUAUUAUUAUAAUUUAUACCGGAUUUAGGUGUAGGUGGGAAGUACAUUGUUCCGCCGAAUUUUUCCUAAACUAUACAAUUUAUGUCUGCUACGUAGUAUAUAACCUAAAACGAAUUCGAUAUAAUUCAAUUCAAUUAAUAUAAGUACUUAUAUAAAUAUCUAAUGCGAAAAUAAUUUUCAUGAAUAUAUUAUACUAGUAUCGACGGUAUCUCAUCAUUAAUUAUAGUGAUAACCUAAACCAUGCACCGCAAUUUAACCUGUAAACGUAUAACAUAAACCUAUAAUCGUUUUAUAAUUACUUUGGUUAUGUUUGAGUGUUUGACGUUUUUAUCAUGAAAACAGAUUAAAUUUUCGGGUUUUUCACCAUAUACCUAUAAUUAGAGUUUUUUUUUUUUUUUAAAAAAACUAUAGAAUGAAUUAAUGAUAACGAAUAUUGUGAAUUCGUAAGCACAAAAUUAAUUAGAUUAAUUAAUUCAAAAUGCGAUUACUUCACUCGCAAAAAACUCUUUUAUAAGGUUCUUAAAAGAUAUAUUCACAAAUCCGCAAACUUUAGAAAAAUAAUUUUUUUGUAACUCAGUUUUGUACAUUUUUAUUUUUGCAUCUAAGUAUUAAAAACCAUUUCACAAAUAAAAUUUAACUUAAUCAAUUUUUUAACUAAUUUUUCACUAUCUAAAUGAAACUUGUAAAGUGAUAAACUCACACCUAUAACGUCCCCCCAAAAAAUAAUAAUUACAUAAUUUAAUAUAAAAUCCGUUAUUGAAUACAAAAGAAUGUAAUUAUGAAAUGAAAAAAUGUAUUAAAAUAAUAUUUAUUUUUUAAAAAAUAAAUGUUUUUUUUUUUUUUGAAACCUUUUUAGAUGGGUGGUAUAACAAAAAAAAAACAAACCUUGUAAUGAGCGAUAAUAUGCAAUUUUAAUCACAUAAAAGAUAAUGUAUUUUAACCAAUACGUGGUAAUAACCAAUCCUAUUUAACCCAUUUGUUACACAGUUCCAACUUGAAACUUAUAGAUAAUUGAUAAAUGUCGUAAAUGUAUUAAAAAAUUAUACAGAAUAUAUAUUGCUUAAUUUUUAAAUCUAUGUAUGAAUGCCCAGAAUAUACAUGAGUAGAGUAUACCUGUAUUGUUUACAAGUUAUAGGUAUAUAUAUAUAUAUAAAUAAGGUAUAUGAUCGUACACGUGCGUAUUUGUAUUAUUUGUAAAGGGUAUACGGUAUACCCUAAUUCACCGGAUUGUAAAUGGGUAUACUCUGUAUACCCUUAUACCAUCCAAAAUACCGCUGUCUAUAGUUCUACAGUAUCAACUAAUAACUAUAAUUAAUGCUAAUAACUUUUCAAUACGUACGAAUCCAAUGGUACAUUUCAAAUUUAUUGAGCUAACAUGACGUUAUUAGCAUGUCUAAAAUAAUAUUAGAAACUAAUCUGAGCCUGUUAGUCCUAACCUAUUAACCUAAUAUCUAACCAAUUACCUUAUAUAUAAUAAAUAUAUAUACAUAUAUACAUCAUACCUAAUACCUAUAUUAUAUACUAACUAGGUAAUCGACUCUCGUAUUACUAAAAUACAAUUCGUGAUGCCCGUCUAUCAUAUGUCAAGCCUUAAAAAAUGCAAAUAAACCUUGGAUAAGAUGGGAGUACAAUUUAUUAUACAGACUAAAAUUAUACAAAAAUGUUGGUACGUAAUGGUGUGUCAGCAUCAUUUAUGAAAUUGGAGUUGGUUUUCUAUAUUAUUAGUCGUAAAAUCUAUGAACCUGACUUACUCGCUUUUCCGCUUUGGUAUAGCUUUGUAGGUUAUUUUGGUAUUCAUUUGAUAUUAUCCAUACAGUCAAAUUGACCUAACUAUCUAUGACGGCUUCAUCAUUAUUCAUUAGAAUUAUCUGUUUCCGAGGAUUUAUCAUUUUAAUGGUAUAGCGUGACAAUUAUCAUUAUUGCCUAUAUGUGAUAAAAAGUUCUACGAAGAUAGAUAUAAGUUUUUUUUAUGUCGUUUAUGCGGUGAUAAUAAUUCUACGUAAAGAUCUUGCAGAUUUAGACAACAUUUGAUAUUUUAUUGUUUUUUUUUUUUUUUUAGAUUUUGAAUACAGCGAAAAAUAUAUUAGUUUCACUAUAAGUUUAUUUCAGUCUAAACAUUUCUACCAGGAAUUUUGCUCCGAUUUUCAAAUAUAUCAUAUUUCCUGAAAGAAAAUGUUUUCUUGUUUGUGUAUUUUUUAAUAAUUGGAUAAAUAAGAAAUUUUAUGGCAAUAACCAUUUCAUCAUUUUCGGUUUUGUUUUUGUUUUAACAUGUUCUAAAUAUUCUGGAGAAUUUUUGGAUAUUUAUAAGCAUUUGGUAUUUUCGAGUUUUUACAUGUAAUUGCAAAAAUUAUUUUUACAAUGUACCUAACAGAAUUCCGUGCUCAUGAAUUCGAAUAUUUGGCAUUUAUUUUCAACAUCUAUAGGUUAAGGGCCACCUUAAUAUACUUAUAAUACGCACAAUGUCAUCAUUAUAGUUUAGAAAUAGAACGUUGAUAUGUUUCAAUAUUUUUAAAAAUUAUUUUGACGUUUUUACGAGUUUUCAAAAAAAAAAAAAAAAAAAUAGAAAACAUUGUUCAUUUCGGAUAUUUUAAUAUUGUGAAAUGUAAUCAAUUUCAAAAUAUUGAAAUAUUGAUAUAUAUUAUAUUAUAUAUUAAUAUAUAAUCCUGAAAACGUGACAAUUUAAUUGGUUAUUUAUACGUUGGUAAUAUUUCCUACGUAAUAUUUUAGAUGGAUGUCCUGUGCAGAAACGUGACGUAACUACAAGAGAAUAAACCCAAAAAAAUAUUUUAAUAUUAAUUUUGAUUGCUACAUUACUAAGAUAAAAACGUUGGUUUUCAAUGGAUUAAUAUACCAUCAUUUGUGUCGUAGAAAUAGCUGAGGUUAAUAUAAUAUUAAUCUUUAUUUUUUUAUUUAAACAUUAUCAUUGCUUAAAAAUUACAUAGUACCUAAUGUAAAUCAAAAUCUAAAAAAAAAGUAUACAUAUGGAAGCAAUCAUAAAAUAUAGUUUUAGAUAAAAUGUUAGGUAUGUAUGUAUUAUAUUGUAUGGGUAUUAAAACGGUAAAUCAUAGAUAAUAUUCGAGGGGUUUUAUAUAAUUGUGUUAGGUAAUCUAUACAAAAAAUGAUUAUUUUUUAGGUCGAAUAAACACUGUUAGGCAAGUUACUCAACUUAAGUCACUAAGUUAGUUACAGUUUUUUCCCUUAAUUAAGUAACUUAAUUAAUUUACAAGUUCCUAAACAAAUAAAUUAACUCGUUAAAUUUUUAUUUUUAAAGUUAUUUUUUAAUAGGUAAGACAACCUUCAUAAAUUGAUAGAAACGGAUUUUCCAUAGUAACAAAAUGUUAUCACAAUGUAUUUUUUUUGUUCAUCAAGAUAUAGGUACCCCCAGGAAAAAAAAUGUCAACAUGUUUGAUUUUCAUUAAUCUAUUGAUGAGAUAUUCCUCUUUUAAGUUUAGGUAGGGGAGAGUAGUGGAGUAUCAUUUGUGUGGCGGAACAGUACGCGGUGUUUUAUUAAUGCUCUACUACUCUCCCCUACCUAUAAACUUAUAAGUGAAAUAUCUCGUAAACGGGUUAACAGAAAUCAACAAUUUUAACACCAAAAUUUAUUUAAAGUAGUACUCCGUCUAUUCAUGGAAUUUUUAAUAUAGGUUCUCAUUUGAAAAAACAAAGUUGGUAUCGCCACAGGAUAUUCCUUAAGUGUUGUGAAAAAUCUAAGUAGUAAGUAUUUGACAAUUUCUGCUUUAACUACACUUAAAAAUUCCAAAAAUCAGAAUUUGAACAUAUGUAAAAUUUAACCAAAAAACAGAGUGAGCACACUUAGUGAAUCACUCUGUAUGUUUUCAAGUAUUGUGGCUACAAUACCUAAUACCUAGUUGUUAUGGAUAAUGGUAGUCAGUGCCACGAUUUUUUUUUAAUAAUUAAUAACCAAUGUUUAUACGUUUUAAUAGUGUAAUAAUAAUUAUUACCUAUACAUUUUUCACAAAUUAUUUGUUCAAAUUGUACAUAUAUGCAUUAUGUUUUAAAAUUAAAUUUAGCGCGAAAAUAGUAGGAAGGGGCUUAGUCCUCAAAACUCAAUCAAGCCCCUUUCAAAUAAACUCCUUACCAAAUAAAUAUUAAGUAUGCAUAAUCAAUAUAUUCCGUUCACCAGCGCAACUACCCGUUUCGAGUAUUGAAUAUAAUAUCCCUUGUAAUUAGUUUUGUACGCAUGUAUUUUACAGAACAAGCAGUGCGAUGUCGGGUAAUAUGGACUUCCGGGAAGCACUGUCUGCUCGACUUCAAAUAAUCAAACCGUCGUUGCAUCAAAUUCGAGAUUUCAUCAAACACCAUCCGUUCAACUUGACUCCGGGCAUAAGGUAAAUUGAAAUGAUUAAUAGUAAAUAACCAUAAUAUACAUAUAUACCACAAUACCACACUUAUAUUUCAUAUUAUUAAAUCUGUUUAAGAACUGUAUGAAAAAUAUAAUUUGUUAUAUAGGGAAUUAAUCGAAUUAUUGCAACAUAAGAACGUACCCGUGUACUUGAUAUCCGGUGGAUUUCGCGGCCUCAUCGGACCGAUAGCUAUCGAACUGAGCAUUCCUCUGCAACACAUUUAUGCUAAUAAGUUAAAAUUUUUUUUAAACGGUAAGUGCAUUAAAUAUUUUUGGUUUAUUUAUUCGAAAAAAAAUGUGUACAAUAUUUGUUAUAAAUAUCACGAAACGUAACUUGAGUUUGAAUAUUUUAAAAUAUCUUAAAAUAUUUUAUCAAUGUCUUAAACAUAUUUUUAAUUAGAUACAUCAAAGUUUUUAGUUUCUUAUAAUGAUUAGCAAUAUCCACACAGACUAUUUUAAACGAUUUAAAUGAAUUUAUUUUUGGGUUGCAUUUUUCCAUUUAUGAGUUUUUUGAAGUUCUAUUAUUUAUACUGUAUGUUUAUUGAUACAGUUUUAAAUUUAGUGUAGUAUGCAUUUAAUUAUAAAGUUAUCACAUUUGUAUGAAUAACGUUAUACUUUAUUCACGAUAUAAUUGAUCCGCUUUCACACAGGCAGAUUGAGCCGUUUAGCCAGUCCAACCCAUAGAUAACAGAAAUAGAUAGGACAUGCACAUACUAGUCUCAAAAGAGGCACAGUCCACAGAGACGAAUUAUCAAACCGAUUGUAUUGUGUGCGCUCUUAGCUCGUAUAAAUCGCCUUGAUUUCUUAUCAUUCAAGAACCAAACAUUUUAGACUAAAAUGUAUUCAUUAUAUUUUUAUUUAUGAUUCAAACUCUCUCUAUUUCUUGAUGAGAUUACAGGGGACAAGCGCGACUGGUGGCCGUAGUCAAUGGCGUUUUUGUCAUGGGCUGUUUAAUCUUCUUCUAAAUAAAAUAUAAAUUAUUAAAACAUUAAAUUAUCAACUUAUAAUAAUAGUAUUUAAUCUAGGCUUAAAAAUUACGAUUAGGUACUUAUUGAAUUGUAUGUAUAGGUGAAUAUGCUGGAUUUGACGAGAAAGAACCAACAUCAAAAAAUGGCGGUAAAGCUGAAGUAAUAAAAAGUUUAAAAGAAAAAUAUGGUUAUACCAAGCUUUUUAUGAUUGGAGAUGGAAUUACUGAUUUGGAAGCGUGUCCACCAGCAGAUGCAUUCAUCGGUGAGUAUCUCAACAUCAUCAUAGUAGUUAAUUAGUUUUUCAAAAAAAAAACAUCCAUCUGCAUUUGUGUGAUUGUACCAUUUGAAAUUGAUAAAUAUUAAUAUUGUAUUACUGUAAUUAGGGUUUGGUGGUAAUGUUGUUCGCAAAGAAGUCAAGUCUAAAUCACAGUGGUAUGUUGAAAGUUUUCAAGAACUUAUUGAUGCCUUGUUAUAAUCGUCCAAGAUUCUAAGCUCUAAGACAGCACAAAGUUCUAUCAUAAUCAUUAAUAUGUUUACUGUGGUUGUACAAGUAUAUAAAAACUGUGUUGUGACUGUGAAGUGUUAAACUAAUAAAUUUGCUGUAAUUUAAAGAAGCAAUACUAUUAUGUUUUAAUACCUAUUAUUAUAUUGUGCGUGUAUUUACUUCAUGUGAUUAUUCUUUUUUUUUUUAAAUUUGUAUUAUGAUUGUAAUAUGAAUACUUAUGUGGUCCAAUGUCUAGUAAUUUGCCAACCUCUAGCCAUUGUCCCAUUGGUGCUCUAAAGUAUUAGGUACAUAUACUUUUAAUGGUUUUUAAUAUUUUAGAUUGAAUACAAAUUGUUAACCAUUAAAUAUAAAAUAAUUAUACUUAAUACUUUAUUGAUACCUAUUACGUAUUCAUAAUAUGUUGUUCAUUGUUGUUUAUUAUAUAUGAGUACAAAAACAAAUACAGUUAUAAAAUAUUUAACAACAAUUAUUUUCUAUCUAC